Molecule: messenger RNA, 630 nt
Organism: Adineta ricciae
Lineage: Eukaryota; Metazoa; Rotifera; Eurotatoria; Adinetida; Adinetidae
Source: the annotation of a GenBank genome assembly
AUGUUUACGACAGUUGCAAUAUUCUCUCUUAUACUAUUAUCAGUCAAUCAAGUUGAUGGACGAAAGUUUCAUUCGAGACGAACGGAUCCUUUGAGUGUUUUGCAGAAUACAUGCGCCAACACACCAAACGCAGGUGAUUGUGUACGAAUCAAGCUGCAAAUGGAAGAUCUACUUCGAAAAUGUAACGAUAUGGUAACACAAGUGUCAGCUUGUGGAGAUGUUCGAAGUAAAUAUUGCUACAUUUGGCCAGCAGAACUAUUCUGUUACACAUCCGGUGGAGGUGGUCAGGUAAUAGUAACAACAAAGGCGCCGUCAGGAACUAAUGAUCCUAACUGGUACCAGAUUCCAAGUGAUCCUAAUGAAUUGAAAUUACGUGGUGAUUAUUGUGUAACUCAUCAAAGUGAAGAUAAAUGCCGUAAUCUCUUGAGCGCAUUGAAAGUUCGCUAUGAAGAAUGUUCGAAACGUCCAAAAACUGAUGCUAGUUGCCAAAGUUUUAAAAUCUCACUUUGCGCAGCGUUUCCAAAAUUUUCUCCAUGUCUCAAUGGCAAUGGUGGACUUAAGCGACGAACGACUCGACUGCAAAAUCUCCUUCGACUACGACGACAGGUGAGAUGGAAUGACAUCGAUUAA